CACACGCGACGCGAGCGGCGAGCUGUUACGAUCUAAAGAGAAGCUCUCCGCUUCGCCGGCGCCGCUCCCCCCACCCCCGCGCGCGGAAGAUUGUCCUCGUGGCGGAGCGCGUGCUGCGGCUGUUGUGCUGCACAGCCGCCGGGCACCACAUUUGCAGCAGCGCCGCCUCCGCCGCACUCGUCCAUCGCCGGAGCUUCCGCUAGGGUUUCGGCGAGCCGGGGGGAGGGGGGGGGGGGUGAGGUGGGCCGUCCGCCGCCGCCUCCGCGGAGUUCCUGCCUGACGACUGGAUCACGCAGACUCUAACCAAACACCACCCGACUGAUUUCGCUCGCCUCUUCCUCAUCCCCAUCAGCCAUGAUCCAGGCCGUGAUGGUGAUGAGCACGCAGGGCAAGCCGCGCCUCCUCAAGUUCUACAGCUACCAGCCCCCCGAGAAGCAUCAGGACCUCGUCCGCGGCGUCUUCCAGUUGUUGUCUGCAAGGCCGGACAGUGUCAGCAAUUUCGUCAAGGUUGAUGCAAUCUUUGGACCGGGAGCGAAAUUGGUCUACAAACAUUUGGCCACAUUGUACUUUGUUUUUGUCUUUGAUAGCUCUGAAAAUGAACUUGCGGUGCUUGAUCUUGUACAAGUUUUUGUUGAAACAUUGGACAGAUGCUUCAAGAAUGUGUGUGAGCUUGACAUCGUAUUUAACUUCAACAAGCUGCAUACAAUUUUAGAUGAAAUGAUACUUGGGGGACAAGUGAUUGAAACAAGUUCAGAGCAAAUAAUGAGAUCUGUCGAAGAGAUUGCAAGGCUGGAGAAACAGUCAAACACAACCAGCCUCAUACCGAAGUCGAUUUCAGAGCGUUUCAGCCGUUGAGCCGUGAGAGCUUCACUCAUGUUAUGGACAGAAACUUUGAAUGCGUGAGCAGAAGAAAUCAGAUUGCAUUUUUCUCCAGUCGCGUUGCGAUUCUCUCAAGUCGCGAGCAUCUACCAUUUGACAUGAAUAUGAGAGCUUGUAGCCAUCGUGAAUAUCUCUGUGUAUCCCGCAUGAAAUUGAAUAUGUGACCUGAAACGUGAAUUCUUCAGUACUAUCUGGUUUGCUUGCCGAUUGCCAGUUGAGGCAUCGUGUCUCCUAGACAAGAAAAAUCAUACUAGCCUGUUUCUCCUUCGGCUGAUGAUAUCUGUGCUGUUUUUGAUAGAAUGUUGUUCUUGGAAAAUUGCGAAGGCGUUGUGUUUUCUUC
This is a messenger RNA of Oryza sativa Japonica Group (Japanese rice), 1219 nucleotides long. RefSeq names its product AP-3 complex subunit sigma. Gene Ontology annotation, cellular component: membrane coat; intracellular membrane-bounded organelle. Gene Ontology annotation, biological process: intracellular protein transport; vesicle-mediated transport. The record is from RefSeq and is a predicted model, not a curated record. Lineage: Eukaryota; Viridiplantae; Streptophyta; Magnoliopsida; Poales; Poaceae.